AUGGCCACGCGCCCCAGUCCUCUCUGGCUCCUGGGCCUGGCCCUGUGUGCCCUCAGUGGUGGGGGCUCCGGCCAGCGCCUCCAGCCCGGCUGCCCGCAGCGUCGCCUGGGAGCGCGCGAGCGGCGCGACAUGCAGCGAGAGAUCCUGGCGGUGCUCGGGCUGCCCGGACGGCCCCGGCCCCGCGCGCCGCCCGCGUCCGCACGGCUGCCCGCGUCCGCACCGCUCUUCAUGCUGGACCUCUACCACGCCAUGGCCGGCGAUGACGACGACGACGGUGGGCGCCAGGAGCGCGGACUCGGGCGCGCCGAUCUGGUCAUGAGCUUCGUCAACAUGGUGGAGCACGACCAUGCCCUCACCCGUCAAGAGCCCUGCUGGAAGGAGUUCUGGUUUGACCUGACCCAGAUUCCAUCUGGGGAAGCAGUUACAGCUGCUGAGUUCCGGAUUUAUAAGGUCCCGAGCACCCAUCAGGUCAAUAGGACCCUCCAUGUCAGCUUGUUUGAGGUGGUCAAAGAGCAGUCCAACAGGGAGUCUGACUUGUUCUUUUUGGAUCUUCAGACGCUUCAAGCUGGGGACGAGGGCUGGCUGGUGUUGGAUGUCACAGCAGCCAGUGAUCGCUGGUUAUUGAACCAUCACAAGGACCUCGGACUCCGCCUCUAUGUGGAAACGGAGGACGGACACAGUGUGGAGCCUGGCCUGGCUGGUCUGCUGGGGCGCCAGGCACCACGCCCCAAACAGCCCUUCGUGGUCACUUUCUUCAGGGCGAGCCUGAGUCCCAUCCGAGCUUCUCGAGCAGUGAGGCCAUUGAGGAGGAGGCCACAAAAGAAAACCAACGAGCUGCCGCAGCCAAACAGGCUUCCAGGGAUCUUUGAUGACAUCCAUGGCUCCAGUGGGCGACAGGUGUGCCGUCGGCAUGAACUCUAUGUCAGCUUCCGGGACCUUGGCUGGCUGGACUGGGUCAUCGCCCCCCAGGGCUACUCGGCCUUUUACUGUGAGGGGGAGUGUUCCUUUCCGCUGGACUCCUGCAUGAACGCCACCAACCACGCCAUCCUGCAGUCCCUGGUUCACCUGAUGAAGCCUGAUGCCGUACCCAAAGCGUGCUGUGCGCCCACCAAGCUGAGUGCCACCUCUGUGCUCUACUACGACAGCAGCAACAAUGUCAUCCUGCGCAAACACCGCAACAUGGUGGUCAAGGCCUGCGGCUGCCACUGA
This is a messenger RNA of Elephantulus edwardii (Cape elephant shrew), 1209 nucleotides long. RefSeq names its product bone morphogenetic protein 8B-like. The record is from RefSeq and is a predicted model, not a curated record. Gene Ontology annotation, biological process: SMAD protein signal transduction. The transcript has 7 exons. NCBI's taxonomy places the organism in Eukaryota, Metazoa, Chordata, Mammalia, Macroscelidea, Macroscelididae. Gene Ontology annotation, molecular function: growth factor activity; cytokine activity. Gene Ontology annotation, cellular component: extracellular region. Bases 1 to 1209 code for a protein of 402 amino acids.